Molecule: messenger RNA, 1026 nt
Organism: Peniophora sp. CBMAI 1063
Lineage: Eukaryota; Fungi; Basidiomycota; Agaricomycetes; Russulales; Peniophoraceae
Source: the annotation of a GenBank genome assembly
AUGUUCCUGGUCUGUAUACCGUUGCUUGAAGCUACCAGAACGGGAACGAGUGGACGAAGAACGGCAGCGUCAUCGCCACAGGCGCUUGACCGCUGUAAGGAUCUGUCAAGAUCGACAAAACACUCGGGUAUUGGCGUCAACGGCCGCCUGUCCAACCGAACUAACGACCUUCACGAUGCUCUUCUGACGACUUUCCAUGCCUCGCGUUCGCCUCAUGCCUAUACCGCCAUUCACCGUGACUCCGACGGCCGACCUGUAGCGCGGAGCAAUCGGCCAAGAUCUCCUCGACCUACCUCGAGCUACUAUAACAGCCUCGUGCCGAUCGCACCAGCUCCUAACUGGUCGCGUCAGUCAGGAAGCCCUUCGAACAAACCAACCCUUCCGCCGAUCCCCUCCCUGCUUGCGCCGCCGACCAAUACACAGCCGGGUGACGCCGCGAGAAGAUAUCAAUUAGAGGUCGUACAGCAGCCAGAAGUCACCGCGGAAUUUGGAUCCAAUGCUCUUUCAAGACUACCACUCUCACCCCCUCUAGUUGCGAGGUUGAGCAUCUGUGACGACCGGCGUAGCAACAUCGAUGAUGAUCCUGACCUCCCGUUUCUCAUCGCACAAGUUGCACUGUUUAGCGAAGAUGGCCAGCGCGAACUCGACGCACAGCCAUCCCCCAUGGCGACGCCCCCACCUUCGACGUUUGCGGAGCAACAGCAGCGUCGGAUGCUAUUAUACGGCAGCACGGUAUCUUCGCCACAGUACUUGCGCGACUUGAAUGGCCGACCGGGUGUCUUCUUCCUAUUCCCUGAUAUCGGCGUUCAACGGCAAGGUCGAUACACGCUGCGUAUACGCUUGCUCCGGCUCUCGAGAUUUGACCCGACGCGACUCAUGAGUGAAGGCGAGGGAUCAUCAUCCCUGUUCCUCGCGCAGGCGAGCACAGGCCCGUUCACCGUUGUGCCGCGAUCGCACUAUAUAGCGCCGGAACAAACGCGGUUAACCCGCCAUUUCCUGAUGCAGGGUGUAAACAUGAGGCUAUGA